CUUAGUAUACACCAGGAAAUUCAUACUGGAGAAAAGCCAUACCAAUGUAAAGAAUGUGGAAAAGCUUUUAAUCAAAGAUCAAGCCUUACUCAACACCAGAGAAUUCAUACCGGGGAGAAACCAUACAAAUGUAAAGAAUGUGCCAAAGCUUUUAAUAAAAAAUCAAACCUUAUUCAACACCAGAGAAUUCAUACUGCAGAGAAACCUUACAAAUGUAAGGAAUGUGACAAAGCUUUUAAUCAAAAAUCAUGCCUUACUCAACAUCAGAAAAUUCAUACUGGAGAAAACCCAUACAAAUGUAAAAUAUGUGGCAAAGCUUUUAGUGGAAACUCAGGACUUAUUAUUCACCAGCUGAUUCAUACUGGUGAAAAGCCAUACAAAUGUAAAGAAUGUGGCAAAGCUUUUAAUCAAAGAUCAUACCUUACUCAACACCAGAGAAUUCAUGCUGGGGAGAAACCAUACAAAUGUAAACAAUGUGGAAAAGUCUUUAAUCAAAAAUCAAACCUUACUAAACACCAGAAAAUUCAUACUGGGGAGAAGCCAUACAAAUGUAAAGAAUGUGGUAAAGCUUUUAAUCAAAAUGCAUGCCUUGCUAAACACCAGAUAAUUCAUACUGGAGAAAAGCCAUACAAUUGUAAACAAUGUGGCAAAGCAUUUAAUCAAAAAUCAAAUCUUAGUAAACACCAGAAAAUUCAUACUGGAGAGAAGCCAUACAAAUGUAAAGAAUGUGGCAAAGCUUUUAAUCAAAAUUCAUACCUUACUAAACACCAAAGGAUUCAUACUGAAGAAAAGCCAUACAAUGUAAAGAAUGUGGCAAAGCUUUUAAUUGAAGAUUAUACCUUAUAAAACACCAGAGAAUUCAUACUGGGGAGAAAGCAUGC
Messenger RNA from Ictidomys tridecemlineatus (thirteen-lined ground squirrel), 881 nucleotides. The record is from RefSeq and is a predicted model, not a curated record. NCBI's taxonomy places the organism in Eukaryota, Metazoa, Chordata, Mammalia, Rodentia, Sciuridae.